Vollenhovia emeryi is the source of this 1634-nucleotide messenger RNA. It is a transcript of the gene Nfs1, whose product is annotated as cysteine desulfurase, mitochondrial. NCBI's taxonomy places the organism in Eukaryota, Metazoa, Arthropoda, Insecta, Hymenoptera, Formicidae. The record is from RefSeq and is a predicted model, not a curated record. The transcript is spliced from 10 exons. Bases 119 to 1471 code for a protein of 450 amino acids. Gene Ontology annotation, molecular function: pyridoxal phosphate binding; cysteine desulfurase activity. Gene Ontology annotation, cellular component: nucleus; cytosol; mitochondrion. Gene Ontology annotation, biological process: [2Fe-2S] cluster assembly.
CCCGGUCAGCUUCGCUGUUAUUUUGGUGGAGAGCGCGGCUGGUGCUGUGUUUACCAGGUUAGAACAUGCGAGCACUCGGCGUGCGUGGCUUACCUUUCUGACACGGCAGACGAUUAAGAUGUUUUGGUCGAGGAGGGGCUUGGUCCUCGCGCUGCGUCGCGCCAAGGAUCGCAAUCUACACACGACGUGCGGCCAGCGAUCGUCGGAGGUCACCGAGUACGAAUCUCCCAUCACGGACGAGUAUAAGAAGGGCCCGAUGGAGGGUAGGGCUCUUUACUUGGACGCCCAGGCCACCACUCCGCUGGACCCCCGGGUGUUGGACAAGAUGAUGCCGUAUCUGACGGUGUACCACGGCAACCCACAUUCCAGAACUCACAUGUACGGCUGGGAAACGGAAGCGGCGGUCGAGCACGCGCGCCAGCAAGUCGCGGAUCUGAUUGGGGCGGAGAAGAAGGAAGUGGUGUUCACGUCCGGAGCGACGGAGUGCAACAACAUCGCCGUGAAGGGCGUAGCGAGGUUCUACAAGUCCAGAAAAAAUCACAUUGUGACGACCCAGACAGAGCACAAGUGCGUGCUGGAUUCCUGUAGAGCCCUUGAAGCGGAAGGUUUCGACGUGACUUACAUCUCCGUCAAGUCGAACGGCCUCGUCGACCUUGACGAACUGGAAGCGGCCAUUGGACCGUCCACGGCGCUGGUCUCCGUAAUGAUGGUGAAUAACGAGAUUGGCGUGAAGCAGCCCAUCGCAGAGAUUGGCGCCAUUUGUAGGAAGAAAAAGGUUUUCUUCCACACGGAUGCUGCGCAAGCUAUAGGCAAAGUACCAAUCGACGUUGACGCCAUGAAUAUCGAUCUUAUGUCUAUCAGCGGUCACAAGCUGUACGGCCCGAAAGGUAUCGGAGCCCUUUACGUCAGAAAAAAGCCGCGGGUGCGCGUGGAGCCGUUGCAGAGCGGCGGCGGUCAAGAGAGGGGAAUGAGAAGCGGCACCGUGCCGGCACCCCUGGCCGUAGGAUUGGGCGCCGCUUGCGAGCUGGCGCAGACGGAGAUGGACUACGAUCACAGAUACAUCAAUACGCUGUCGAAUCACCUGAUCGAGAAGAUAAUGUCGAAGUUGCCGCAAGUGGUGCGAAACGGCGAUCCCGUCGCCUGGUAUCCCGGCUGCGUGAACCUGUCGUUCGCGUGCGUCGAGGGCGAAUCGCUGCUGAUGGCUCUGAAGGACGUGGCGCUGAGCAGCGGCUCGGCUUGCACCAGCGCGAGUUUGGAGCCCAGCUACGUGCUGAGAGCGAUCGGCGCCUCGGAGGAUCUGGCGCAUUCCAGCAUCAGGUUCGGCAUCGGACGAUUUACAACGUUCGAGGAGAUCGACUACACGGCAGCCAGUACGAUACGACAAGUGACGCGACUUCGGGAGAUGAGCCCACUGUGGGAGAUGGUGCAGGAUGGUAUCGACCUGAAGACUAUCAAAUGGACGCAGCACUAGUGCCUUGUGUUAUCGUGUAGUCUUUAAAAACUUAAGUAUAUUUAGCAUGUAUAUUGAUCAAGUGUAUAAUAUAAUACCGAUCGUAAAUCACAUUAGCAGGUCAAGCCUAGUCGAGUAGGAUCUAAUUUCGCAAAUGUGUAAUAAAAUUUUCAGUUGAGAGAGA